Messenger RNA from Closterium sp. NIES-65, 1965 nucleotides. Lineage: Eukaryota; Viridiplantae; Streptophyta; Zygnematophyceae; Desmidiales; Closteriaceae. The record is from the annotation of a GenBank genome assembly.
AUGCCGGCGGCAGCAGACGAAGGCGCACAGGGCGGGAACUUACCCGGCGCGCAUUUUGCGCCGGAGGCCGCCGCAGAGGCGGACGGCAGGGCGGCGGCGAGCGGAAAUGGCGGAGCGAAGGAGGGGUUGCGGGUUGUGCUGGUAUCGCUGGAGUACCGCGCGGGCACGUUCAGCGGCAACGGCGUCUACUCGCAGUCGCUCGUGCGCUCGCUCGUCGCUCACGGCCACUCCGUGAUGGUCGUCAGUCGUGCUGCCUUCGCUGGCCUGCCACCUGCUCUUCCCUUCUUUGACGAGCCUUUCCCCUUCUGCCCCAACAAUGCUCCCCUCUCCCCCCGCCGCACCUCCCCUCCCUCCCCCUUCCCCUGCAGUGCAGCUCCCCCUCCUCGCACCACCGCACUCCCUCAGCCCAAUCCAUCCGCCUCUCCUCCUGAGCCCUCGGCGCCCAUCGUCAUAAGGCUGCGCCAGCAGCGCCCUACAGGCUCUCUCCACUCCGCAGGCCAGCUUUGCGCCGUGGCUCAGCAGGCAGGUGGCAACCAGAACGCAGCAGCGGCGGGCGCACCCUGUGAGCGCGGCGGCAGCAGCGUGGGGGGCCAGAGGAACGGGGCAGAGGAGGAGGAGAAGUCCGUGGAGGCGGAGCGGUGCGGAGUGGUGGAGGUGGGGGAGGCGGGGCAGGUGGAGCAGUGUGUGGUGGAGGUGCCAGUGAGCGCGUGGGGGCGGCUGGACUGGCGCUGCUGCUGGCAGCAGUGGGCGCACCGGCUGGCGGGCGAAGAGGGGUCAGGGGGGACGGAGGUGGCGCGCAGAGUGGCGCAGUUUGCCCCACAGUGGGCGCUGGUGGUGGACUGGUCCGCCGUGCCCGCCUUCACCGCCCUUGCUGCUGCACCCGUGUGGGCUGACACUGUUGCUGCGCAUGGCGGUGAGGGUGGUGGUGAGGGUCGCAUUGCGGGUAGCAGUGUGGUGGAUGGCGUUGGUGAGAGUGGGAGGUCAGGAGGACAGGCAGCAGAGCAGCGGGCUCAGCAAGCACCCAGGCGGCCACGCAUGGUGUAUCUCAACUUGCGCGUGUACUCGCUCUCACACUACCAGCCGUCUGCCGCCACCACGUCUGGCCCUGCUGCAGCCGACAGUGCCGGGGAGAAGGGUGAGCGGGGGGCGGAGGUGGAGACGGAGGCGGGCAGGGAGCGGGCGUUUUACCGGGAGAAGGAGAGCGAGGCAGUUGCCAUGGCGGAUGUCGUCACGGCCCUCAGCACACGGGACGCACGGUACCUGGCAGAGAGCCUGGGCACGGGGCGCAAGGCAGGGGUGGAGCCACACGCGCUGCUGCCGCCCCUCCGAGAAGACAUCCGCGUGCUGGCAGCGGGGCGAGAGAUGAGCGCGGCCUCAUGGCCAUCGGAGCGACUGUACCUGGUGUGCUGUGUGCGCCUCUCCCCCGAGAAGAACGCCGCCUUGCUGCCUCCCCUGCUGCGCCUGCUGGCGCCGCACCUGGCAGCUCUGGGCGUCACGCCCCUGCUGUGCGGCGGCACUGCCGCCACACGCGGUGCCUUCGGGGAGGCCGUGCUGCACGAGGUGGUGGCGGCUGCACCGGGUGCCGUGGUGGUGGAUGGCUUCAUGGGGCCUGAAAGGAUGGCGCAGCUUUACUUGCAGACGCUGCUCAACAUCCACCCCUGUCUGUACGACGCAUACGGCAUGACAGUCGUUGAGGCGGCAGCCUUCUCUGCACCCUCCGUCAUCCACGUCGGCCCGGGCGGCGCCGUGGGAGCAGCCGAGCUCCUGUCGCCCGAAGAGCAGCUGGCACUGCCGGUGGACCUCUCUGCCGCCCUGCCAGUUGUUGCUGAGAGCAUUCUGGCGCUGUUGCGGGACAGGCAGCAUCUGGCGCAGGUGGGGCUGGCGGCGAGACGGCGUAGUUUGGAGUGGAGUGAGGAGGCCAGUGCGCGUGCCCUCACUGCCAUGCUGCAGAGGGCGUCGGUCUAG